Gastrolobium bilobum is the source of this 729-nucleotide messenger RNA. RefSeq lists its product as uncharacterized. The coding region runs from base 1 to 729 and encodes 242 amino acids. The transcript is spliced from 4 exons. NCBI's taxonomy places the organism in Eukaryota, Viridiplantae, Streptophyta, Magnoliopsida, Fabales, Fabaceae. The record is from RefSeq and is a predicted model, not a curated record.
AUGGGGAUGAACACAAGUUACUUGGGAGGAGAAGGACUUUCAACGUCUCAGAUGUUGAGUUUGGUAACGAAUAAACUUCAUACGCGAUUUGUUGAGAAAGAUAUCAAGGAGUUUGAUGCAUUCAAUGUUGCCAUUCUAGAUACAUUCACCACUAUCAACAUGGCCUUACCAGGCAAGCAUUAUGAUGCACCAACACAUAAUAAUGUAAAGGACUUUUACGAGCAAUGGAAAGUAGCAAAUGAGGAAACCAGAAACAAGAUGUUCAGUGAGUUUAUGACUAAGAAUGUGAAUAUCAACAAAGUAGAUGAAUCUAUGAUAAUGACUGCAUUAGUGGCACCUCCAGCAGCCAUGGUGGCUAAGAGAACAGGACAAACAGUGCCUCAGCUAAAACUUAUGAAUGCAAUUCCUGAUGUUUUGUUUGUGCCCUCAGUUACAGUUUUGGCUCUCAUUGCUGUCAAGAUUCUAAGAUUAAGGUUCAUUGGACUUAAGACAGAGUCCCAGGAAACUGAACUUGUUCCACAAGCAACUGAACCUGUUCCACAAGCAACUGUACCUGAAACUGAACCUGUUCCACAAGCAACUGAACCUGUAAUAUUUGAAACUGAACCUGUUCCACAAGCAACUGAACCUGUAAUAUUGGAAAUUGAACCUGUUCCACAAGCUACUGCCCCUUCACAUCCACCCCACCAGGACAAUACCUGGUGUAAACUUUGCGAAAAAUACCAUUGA